Messenger RNA from Cavia porcellus (domestic guinea pig), 1447 nucleotides. RefSeq names its product family with sequence similarity 174 member B (gene Fam174b). The transcript is spliced from 3 exons. NCBI's taxonomy places the organism in Eukaryota, Metazoa, Chordata, Mammalia, Rodentia, Caviidae. Bases 109 to 576 code for a protein of 155 amino acids. The record is from RefSeq and is a predicted model, not a curated record.
GGGCUCCGCAGCUUCCUGCCAGGCACCGCGCAGCCGCCUCCGCCGCGGGAGCCGGGGUGCAGCCUGCGCGCGGGUGCGGAGCCGGGAGCCCGCGCGCCGCCGCACACGAUGCGCGCCCCGCCGCCCGCGCCGCUCCCGCUCCCGCUCCCGCGCCUGCUGCUGCUGCUGCUCGCGCUCCUGGCCGCGCCCGCCGCCUGCGCCCGCACAGCCCAGUCCGCCUCGUCACCACUGCCACCGCCACCCGGCCCGGGACCCGCCAACGCCACCCUGUCGGGGUCCGGGGCGGCGGGCGGCGGCAGCGUGUCCAACAGCAGCGGCGACGCCUUGGUGACCCGCCUUUCCUCCCUGCUCCGCGACCUGCCCACCCUGAAGGCGGCCGUGAUCGUGGCGUGCGCCUUCAGCGCGCUGCUCAUCGCCUGCCUGCUGCUGCGCGUCCUCAGGUCAGGGAAGAGGUUAAAGAAGACCCGCAAGUAUGACAUUAUCACCACUCCAGCCGAGCGCGUGGAAAUGGCCCCUCUAAAUGAAGAGGAUGACGAGGAUGAAGACUCCACAGUGUUCGACAUCAAGUACAGGUAAAACCUGUUUUCCAGUGUGUUGGUAUCCUGUGGGGUGAAGGAUCUGGGAGCCGCCUUCCUUCUGAAGCGUGGAGCCCAAAACAAACACUAUUUGUGACACUCUGGCUCCACUGUGUGUGUCUGUGUCCAGCGUCUGCUCAUAAUGUCACUGUCAAGCUUGCUUCCAAAUUACCCUCGGAGAGUCGCCUCUGGUGCGCUUGGGACGCUCUUUUCAAAUGUCACCUCUGCCUCUUCCUCCUCUGAGAGGCCUUUUGCCUUACCAAGAGGAUAAGGGUAGAAACAUACUGAUUUAAAAAGAAGUUUUUAAAGCAACUGCCGAUGCCAGCCAACGAUGAUUAAGAGGAUGAAGAAUCUACAAGGCGUCUGCAGGGUCCUCAGCUGUGGGUGCAGAAUCCCGCUGUGGGUUCUUUGGGGGCCACAUCAGGAUGUCACCAGCCUUUGCACCUCCCUCGAGUGCCGGCCUUGCCUCUGGGAGGAAGUGUGGCUGCUCCGGAAGCCCUCACAUGACAGCGCCUUUCUGUCUCUUUUCUUCUUUUUUCUUUCUUUAAAGGGGUCAGCAGAAAUAGGCAUUGUUAGUUUACAGAGAAUUUCAAACAUCAGGGAAAAAAAAGGUACGUGUGCAUGAGUGUGCAAGGGUGCAUAUACUCAAGUGUGCAUGGGUACAAGUGUGCAUGUGUGUGCGAGUGUGAGUGCAGGAGUGCGUUCCUAGGGAAUAAUUGCUUCUCUCAGUGAGUAGACCGCACUAGACAGCUUGGGAUAGCAACACUUUUUUUCUUUUGUGCUUUUUUAAAAAAAUGUUUCUCUGCCCUGUCAACAGUUCUAUGUUGUUGGUCUUAAAAAUAUAAUUAAAGAAAUAACUGUGGUGAUUUAAA